Messenger RNA from Linum trigynum, 585 nucleotides. The record is from the annotation of a GenBank genome assembly. Lineage: Eukaryota; Viridiplantae; Streptophyta; Magnoliopsida; Malpighiales; Linaceae.
AUGGAAGUCAACAACAUGGCAACAAAUAGGCAUGCGACUGGAAGCAUCAUCCCCUCAUCUUCAAGAGGCAGAGGAGGCCACCCAAUCCUCACAUCCACGGGUGGCCGAGGUAUCUCAAUGUUGCUGGGGAAGAUGCUGACAAAGAACAAAGUGGUGGUUGCAAAAGCAGCAGGGGCAGCUCGAUAUGCAUGGGGAAACUAUGGAGAGGUGAACAUCCAGCCCACAGAAACUGCAAACCUAUUCAUAUUCACAUUCAACAACAUGGAGACAAGGGAUAAAGUCUGGAGGGAUAGGCCAUGGAGCUUAUCCAACACGCUCACUGCGAUCGAAAAGUAUAGUGGGCGAGGGAAACCAGAAGACAUACCAAUCGAGAAGGUUUCAAUGUGGGUGCAGAUCCAUGGCUUGCAUCAGAAUCAAAGGAACGUGCAGAAUAUGGAGGCCAUUGGCUCCUCCUAUUUCCUGGAACUUCUUGAUCUGGACAGAGCCAGCCUUGACUUUGCUGGUUACCGGAGGUUUCUGAGAAUUUUGGUGGAGGUUGACCUCAGGGAACUAGUCGCAACUGGCAUAUGUAUUAUCUUCCUCUAA